Messenger RNA from Clunio marinus, 231 nucleotides. Lineage: Eukaryota; Metazoa; Arthropoda; Insecta; Diptera; Chironomidae. The record is from the annotation of a GenBank genome assembly.
AUGAAAUUCUUUGUUGAAUUAGACUAUGGCUUCGUGAACGGCCUAAUUUUUAAAUUUUAUUAUUGGCACGAAAGUCUCUUCGCUCUUCCAAUAUUCGCAACCAACUUUCCUGGUAACAGCUUUGAAUUUUCAAAGACUGCUAUUGAAUCUAACGAAACAGAUGCAAAUAACAAUCAAUGGGGAUCAGAGGACAAAAGCUUUCCAACAUUUAUAGUGAAAGGCAUUCAAUGA